Molecule: messenger RNA, 1966 nt
Organism: Pomacea canaliculata
Lineage: Eukaryota; Metazoa; Mollusca; Gastropoda; Architaenioglossa; Ampullariidae
Product: atrial natriuretic peptide receptor 1-like
Exons: 10
Coding region: 357-1820 (487 amino acids)
Cellular component (GO): membrane
Molecular function (GO): peptide hormone binding; signaling receptor activity
Source: RefSeq, a predicted model, not a curated record
CCUACACUGGAUGUUUUCACCAUCAGAAGCGACCGUCCAGCCGAAGUCUUGUCUGUGUAAAGAUACAUAGUAAACAGUAUGUUUCCUCUCGUGCUGUUUGUCCGCGUCUGCGAUUGGUGCAGAUGAAUGGCCUUCCAACACACGUGACGUCACUGGCUGUGUGGAAGAGUUCAGUUCGGGUUUAGAAAGAGUGCGGCUGUGUGGACAACAUCGCGUGGAGUGGAUCGGUUGUUUGCAUUUGGUGUCUUCAACAGAUGUUUAUCAUGUCAAGUACACUUUGAGAACAAAAGUGAAUCCAACAAGAAGCUAACUGUGCCGUGGGGACGUUUGCCUCCUUUUGUAAACAUCCCAGAGAAAUGACCCGUCCUUCGAGCCCUCUCCUCCUGGACGAUGACAUCUCAAAGAAACUGCUGCUGUGCCUUCUGCUGACUUGGAUGUUGAGGAAGGCUGGCGGCGACCGCUACAAGGCCAGGAUCGUCACCAUCGAGGUGAGCGAUCAAAACUCGUCCUUGUCCUUCGAAAUAAGUCGGUCAGGGCCGGCCAUCAAAUUGGCCAUCGAGCAGUCGCAGGCGCUGUACAACGACACGGUGGAGCUACUGUGGGAGUUCCGCGCAGGCUCCUGCGGACCGGAAGUCGUUGGCGCGGUGGCAGCAGACGUGUACUACACAACUGGUGUGGAUGUCUUUAUUGGUCCAGGCUGCAGCAAGGCGGUGAUGCCACUGGCACACAUGGCCAACAGCUGGAACCUGCCCAUCAUCACGCCUGUGGGCAACACCGAGAUCAUCGGCAACAAGAAUCAGUUCCCGCGCCUGACGCGCACCUCCUACUUCAUGCAGGGGCAGUUCGCAGACGUCGUCGUCUUCCUGAUGGAGGAGUACCUCUGGAACACCGUGGCCGUCAUCAACGACCAGGGCACCCUCUUCUACGACCUCCUGGGACUCACCUUCGACCAGAUUCUCGAUACCAGGGAAGAUCUGACAUGGCGACGAAUACCAUUCACGCUUUCGGCCAUUGACGAUAGGGAUGACUUCAACAUCUACUUAAAAGAAGCGAGCAGAUUUGCACGAGUCAUCAUCUGUCUUCUCGACCUUAUGGCUUCAAGGGAGUUGCUGCUCGCGGCGCAUGCGCUAGGCUAUACUUCCGGCGAUUAUGUCUUCAUCCUGCCGGGGCUGACCGAGAUGCCGACUAUGGACCUAUGGAAGCGAAACAAUACUGAAGAAGACAAGCUGGCAAGGCAAGCCUUUGAGAGCGUGAUCCUGCUGGUGUUGGCUCAGCCACUAGCUGUGCCGCUGGACCACUUCAAGAAGCUCAUGAGAAGAUCGUCCCUUGAACAAUACGGCUACGAUUAUGGUAACAAAGAGCCAGAAACAUCUGUUGUGAUAUACUACGAAUCAGUCAUGAUGUAUACCCAUGUUCUCAACGAAACUCUUUCUGCCGGAGGAAACCCUAAGGAUGGCAUAGCUAUGACAAAGAAGAUGUGGAACAGAACCUUUCAAGGACUUGCGGGUCCUUUGGUGGUCAAUGAGAUGGGCGACAGAGUAUCAGACAUCGUGGUCGUGGAUCUGAACCCUUCCACCGGCAACUUUGAAUCAGUCCUGGUAUACAGAGUGGAGAACAGAAGCUGGCAGCGCCAGGGCACCAACGGCAUCUUCUGGCCCAACGGCAAAGGGCCGCCACUCAAUAUUCCUCUCUGUGGCUUCCGGAACGAGAAUUGCGAUGUGAAAGGGGAAGCAGAUCAGCGAAUCACAAUAGCCCUCAGCGUACUUUUUUCCGGUGUGCUUCUCAUUGGUCUCAUUGUCUUUAGUGUUAUCUUCAGGUAGGAAAGACGAAAGAAAGAAACAAUCAAAAGAAAGAGAAAAAGAUAAAAAAAACGUGAAUAACUGGAUAUUUUCAUUUCCUAUUCUUUUUUAUUUCGGUUAAUAAAAUGUGAACUGUAUGUAUCUUAAAAUUUAACCUAAAGAACAGC